GGUCAAAAAAGUCAGAUAUGAUGCACUUUCAUCUGCAGUGUGAACGUAGCCUUAGUUAUUCUCAAGGUCUGCAGUGUUGCCUUCUGGUAGUGCAGUCCCCUCAGGGCUGGACGGGGACAAAAAGUCAAUAUGGCCGGUGUGCCAUAUAUCUAUAUAUUAUACAUAUAUCUAUGCAUUUCAUUUUGUUUGACAGUUUUUAAUCAGUUUGGUACAGUUGCUGUUAUUUAUUUCUUUGUUGCAUUGCAGAACGUCAAAAUUUAAAGCUACACUUUAGCUGUUAGCAGUGGCUCAUGGUUAAAGUAGCCAAUUAUUUAACCCAAAUCCUUGAAUCUCUCAUAUCCUAUUUAUGUUCCUCCAUCUAUACUCUAUAAUUUUACUUUGUCUCUUCCUCACUUAUCUACAGCUGGUGCUCCACCAGUAGCCUCCUGAGACUGUGAGGCCUGGUUAGGAGUUGUUACUGGUACUAAAGCCCCACAGCUAACAAGUGGGGCACACUAUUAUUAGCUUGCUUUUUGUUGUUUUCUCUCAGUUUUCAAGCUCCACCUUUUCGCCACUUCUUCCGAACUAAAGUUUUCCUACAACGUGCAUAAGCACACAGUGAAGAUAGGGGAGGGGCUGGUCCUUUGUCAGCUCACUUUUGUGUGUUUUACAUAGGAGGAAGAGUGAUUGCAACUGCAGUGGCAGUGGCAUACUUAGAGUUGAAAAAUAGGAAGUGUUGCACUUGGAGUUUUCAAGUGCAACAGUUCAUACGAUUUUGUCUGCUCACUUAUCAAUAUGGCUCUCUGUCUCAGGAUUAUUUAUAUCAUCACUGGACUAACAGGAGUUCACAGUAUAACUACAGUCAGUAAAGUAUCAGUGAAAACUGGGAAAUCUAUCUCCAUCCCAUGUCUCUAUGAGUCCAAAUACAAAAACCAUGUGAAGUACUUGUGUGAAGGAUCUAAAUGGAGAUCCUGCAGCGAUGUAUUAAAAACAAACACAGCAGACCCUUCAGGAAAAUAUUCAAUCUCUGAUGAUAAAAACCAAUUUUUUUUUACUGUAACUAUAAACAAUCUGACAAAUGAAAACACUGAUUACUGGUGUGUGGUGGAGAUUAAUAAUGGACCGGAUUAUGGAGAGCAUUUUCAACUGUCAGUUACCAGUGGGACCCCCAGUCUCUAUGUGGAUCAUCAGAGGAUUACAGGAUACAUUGGAGAAAGCAUAACCAUCAGAUGUCACCACAGUAACUCUGGAGAAAUGAAGUGGUGCCGGCUGGGCAGGAACUGUGUGACAGGAUCAUCUGGAUCCAUAGAUGGAACAACAGUGACCGCUUAUAUGAGCGAACCAAAUGUUUUCACAGUGACAAUGAGUGGACUACAGUCAGAGGACAGUGGCUGGUAUUGGUGUGCUAAAGGGGACAUUCAGAUACCAGUAUAUUUAACUGUUACUGAGAACCACCACCCCUACUACUACUGGUAUUACUAUUCACACUGUUAAUGGAAAUGGAAAAGUUACUACAAUGGAGCAAUGGAAUAAUUUUACAAUAGUACAAAAUAGACAACACAGAGCUUCAUUUCCUCCAAAGAUCCUCAUCAUCCCUCUAAGUGUUUUGAUCGUGAUCGUAAUUGUGGUGCUGUUCAUCUGGUUUAUACUCAGACACAAACAGAGCAAAGCAGAAUCAUCAGCCACAGCAAUGGUUGGAGAGGAAGUAACAUACUCUGAAGUUAGAACCAAGAAAAAACGUUUACCCAAGAGUUCAUUUGCUGAAAGUGACAUGGAACUCGUGUAUAGUUCUGUUGUUGAGAAACAGCGUAAUAAAAGGGCUGAAGGAAAAGAAACAGAAGUUACAUACAGCACAUUAGCUAAUCUCUACUGAAAUGCUUUGACAUUCAAACAUUUAUGCAAUCUUAACUUUCUCUGUACCUAUGUUACUGGAGUCCUUGUGAGACAAAUGAUAAUGGUAAUGUGUUAUCUGAUGCCAUCAACAUGUUAUGUAGCAAAUAUUUUCUUCAUCUUUUCAAAGAUUUUGUAAAAAAUCUAUUGAGUUGUUCAAAAAUCAAAGUUGUUGUCACAGGCUGGGUCUUUGACCCUGCAUUUUGUGUUCAGUUUGUUUAGUGGAUUUUUUUAUAUUCUACUUCUUAUUUAGUACUUAUUGUUGGUAUUAUUAGUUAGGAUUUGAGUUGACAUUCCUUUAUGUUAAGUUCAUCUAGUUAUCUUAAAGCUCCUAAAUUGCACAGUGUUUAGUCCUGUGUUCAUCAGGUCCUUCUUUGUGUCAUCGCCCCUUGUGUUUUAGUCUCCCUUGUUGGUUCAUGCUGUCAAGUUAGUAUCAUGUCUGCAUCACAUCAUGUUUCCUUUUUAUUUUUUAAAAUCUUGCUUCCAUGUUCUGUGUGCUCAGUUUACACUUCUCCUGUGGUGUUAUUAUGGUCUAUUGUGUCAGCUGUUUUCUCAUGUGUUUUCACUUCCCCUAAACUUCCCUAUGUGUAUUUUAGUCUGUGUGUGUUCUUUCAGUCUUCGUCAGAUCGUCUGUGUUACCACCCAUCUCGUCUUGUCAAGUUUUUUUCAUGAUUUUUUUGUUCUGGGCAUGUUCACGUUUCUAGUUCAUGUUUAUUGAUGUCGUAGUUCCUCUCAUGCCCCAGUGCAAAAUCAUGUUCAUAGUUGUUCAUAGUCUGUUCUAGUGUUCCCAGUUUAGGAUUUAGUUUAGUUUUCACUAGGGAUGGGUAUCGAAACCCGGUUCUUGUUGAGAACCGGUUCUCACUGUUUCAGUUCCUUGGAAUUGUUUGCCAUUUUUAUCGA
Molecule: messenger RNA, 2769 nt
Organism: Haplochromis burtoni (Burton's mouthbrooder)
Lineage: Eukaryota; Metazoa; Chordata; Actinopteri; Cichliformes; Cichlidae
Product: polymeric immunoglobulin receptor-like
Cellular component (GO): plasma membrane
Molecular function (GO): transmembrane signaling receptor activity
Source: RefSeq, a predicted model, not a curated record